CGACCUCCCUUCCAUAUCGUUUCCUCUCCUCUAUCGUGGUGACCCUCUGAUUUUGCCAGCACCUCAAAAAAUGUCGUCGUUCCCUCAUAUUGCCGGCUUGUCGCGUCCGACGCGUCCGACGCGUCUUCAACGUGAACAUCAUGUUCUCAGAACAGGCUGCAGGCAAGCACGCAGAACGUUCAUCACUUUACCCGACUUGUCUAGUUUCUCGCCGUUCAAUCAGAAGCCGUUGAAUGAAGGUACUGGGAGUGGGGGCGGACCGGAGGGAUCAUCGGAUGGACAGACAUACCACGAGAGGAAAAUAUUGCCGUACUCCCGUCGAGAACUCUAUAAUAUAAUUGCCGACAUGUCUUCGUAUCCCCGCUUCGUACCCUUCUGCUCAUCCACGCGCACCCUCCGCACUUCGGCCUCAACUGCUUCCUCUACAUUGUCCUCAAAAUCUCAUGAAACAUCACAAUCGCACAUGACAUCGUCCACAUCCCUCGCUGAACACCUCUCUAAACCGAACCUCGACCUUCUCUCCUCGAAAGAAGUCCUAGAACUAGACGUCGAGAUGACGGCCAAGUUCCUCAUCCAUGAAGAGAGUUAUGUGAGCGUGGUGACUUGUAGACCUUUCGAGAGUGUUACGGCAGUCGCGUCUUCUUCAACCCCACUGUUCAAAUCCCUAACAACGACCUGGCGCUUCCAACCCGCCUCCCCAACCUCACCACACCCGUCCAACUCAUCUACCCUUUCGUCACCACCAUCCGCCUCCCUAUCUUCUCCCUCUGUUGUAUCACCAGAAUCAGAGGCCGCAGAAGUCGAGAAGGCACCAACACUAAUAACGCUCGACCUAGCCUACGCAUUCGCGAACCCCGUCCACGCAGCGCUGUCGAAAGCGUUUUUUGGACAGGUGUCGAAGGCUAUGGUUAGGGCGUUUGAAGAGAGGUGUUUGGAGGUUUAUGGAAGGGGGAGGAGAUGA
Messenger RNA from Stereum hirsutum FP-91666 SS1, 961 nucleotides. RefSeq lists its product as uncharacterized. Bases 71 to 961 code for a protein of 296 amino acids. Gene Ontology annotation, molecular function: ubiquinone binding. The record is from RefSeq and is a predicted model, not a curated record. NCBI's taxonomy places the organism in Eukaryota, Fungi, Basidiomycota, Agaricomycetes, Russulales, Stereaceae. Gene Ontology annotation, cellular component: mitochondrion. Gene Ontology annotation, biological process: cellular respiration; ubiquinone biosynthetic process. The transcript is spliced from 3 exons.